GCACGCUUCUGUGGAACUGACUCGGCGACACCGAGGCAGCGGCGAGACAGGCGCCAAGACGUUGAAACCGCCUCUUGUCCGAGAGAAGAACGACAGACAAGACAAGCUACCUGCGUGGACCGCGUGCGUCAAAGGGCUCGCCAUCGCCCUGUACUUGUAUGUACUACGGCGACCAUGUACUGGCAUGCAGGAGCAUGCGCGGUGGCGUCGACUUGGGUGACUUGCACGUUGAAGUUGGCACAUCCUAAUUCGGCCGGGACCUUCGAUAUUCUGGCCUAAUUAGGCACCACAUUGCACCACACCAGGCGUGUCCCACGUGUUGAGGUCAACAACACUUGAUCGCGGCUGGAGUCCUUGGGCGGAGACGACGACGGCGAUGGCCAAGAAGGAGCACUUUCGAUACACGGUGUCCAACUUGAUCAUCUUUCUCUUCCCGCCCUUCCGAGCGACGCGCAGCGGCUUUCUCAACCUGUGCUUUCUCUACCCGCUGCAAUGGUGCGAGUCGGUGCUCAUCCAGCCGACGAGCCGACUGCGGCGCCACAUGCCACUGCUCGGCGGCAUCUGCGUCAUCUGUCUGACUUUGGGCAGCAUGCUGCUUCGGUCGGCGUGGCAGUGGCUCCACGAUGUCAUCUCGGGCACGUUCUCGUCCACGGACGCCAAAGUCAACUUUGAGGCGUUCUGGAGUGGCAUCUACCACGACUAUGCGUUUCUCGAAGGCAAUGCGAAUUGGUCGCUCGUGCAUCGGCUCUUUGGCGACAAGAUUGACGGCGCGACGACCGAGCACGACCUCUGGACCGCACUUGUCGACAGCAUUGCGCUCCUCGACGACCCGUGCGUCACCAUCUCCAACGUCUCGAUCCCCAACAACAACCGCGUUCGGUCCAUGGACCUCGACGGCUGGGUCCGCGACCAGCUCGACAACUACAAUGUGAUUGCCAACCAGUUUACGUGGGGCGUCGUUCGGCACUCGACGCCAAUCGGGUACCUCUCGCUCUCGGCGCUGGAGGGCUUUGUCGAGCUCCAACUGCCGUUCGAGCUGCGGUCGUGUGGCACGCGGCGCAAGCCGUGCACCAAGGGCUUGGUGCCCGAGAUGUACGACCUCGAAGCAAUGCGAUGGGCGAUGGAAGCCAUCGUGACGCACCUCCACGCCACGCAUCUGCACGGACUCAUUUUGGACUUGCGCCACAGCACCGGUGGUGGCUCGUACAUUGUGUCACUCGUCCUCGCGUCGUUCUUCAAGCCGCCGUCGUUUGCCUUCAUCAUGGAGGAGCGGCUUCAGAAGCGGCAGUUCCACGUGCCGACGUCGCGACUGCGCUACGACGGACCGCUCGCAAUCCUCCAAGGCACCGAGACGGCACGGACCAGCGAGCUCCUCCUCCUCGCCCUCCUGCACCGCCCCAAGACGUGUCGACUCGGCGCCAAGACGGCCGGCAGGCUCUCGGACGUGCGCGAGAUGUCGCUACCCAACGGCUGGGUCGUCGACGUUCCCUACCAGCGCUGCUAUGGCGAGGACGGCAAGCAGUACCAGAAGACGGGCAUUCCACCACAGAAAGCUCUGCCCGAGCCGCAGUGUUGGGCAGCAGCCCUCGAGUACCUCGACCGCGAGUGGCAGCAUACGCACAAUGAAGCAGCGUCGUCGUAACACCGUAUCUCUCAUUCAGAUAGUGCUCUUCUUCACUUAUACCGACGUACAUGUUGCC
Messenger RNA from Saprolegnia diclina VS20, 1700 nucleotides. RefSeq lists its product as hypothetical. Gene Ontology annotation, biological process: proteolysis. NCBI's taxonomy places the organism in Eukaryota, Oomycota, Saprolegniomycetes, Saprolegniales, Saprolegniaceae. The record is from RefSeq and is a predicted model, not a curated record. Bases 377 to 1642 code for a protein of 421 amino acids. The transcript is spliced from 4 exons. Gene Ontology annotation, molecular function: serine-type peptidase activity.